Molecule: messenger RNA, 7026 nt
Organism: Toxorhynchites rutilus septentrionalis
Lineage: Eukaryota; Metazoa; Arthropoda; Insecta; Diptera; Culicidae
Gene: Gp210
Product: nuclear pore membrane glycoprotein 210
Exons: 9
Coding region: 250-6018 (1922 amino acids)
Cellular component (GO): nuclear pore
Source: RefSeq, a predicted model, not a curated record
UGUUAAAUGUGAACUAGAAUAAAGCAGCGCAUUUUUCGAUUUCAAUCCUCGUAAAUGAUAUGUUGAUAAACAAAUGACGCCAUAUUGAUUUUGAUUUUGGGUAGCCUAUAUUCAAUUGAUGUCUAACCCCUGGAUAAAGCACGCUCAUCUCAUUUGUUCGUAGUGCUAGAAGGCACUUGCUUAUUUACCCGUUCGAUCGUGUUUAUAGUGAAAAAUCUUACUACGAUUGGAAUUGCGAGCGCAAAGGAAAUGCGGUUUUCUUCCCUUCUGUUGGGAUUGCUUGCGAUUGCGACCUCAACUGCCGCAACCAAGCUCAACUAUCCGCGCGUGUUGUUACCAAUCUUCGAACAGAUUUCAGUUAACUUCACGCUCGAAGUGGUUGAGAAAGGUUGCUUCAAAUGGACUUCCUCGAGAUUAGAUCUGAUUCAGCUCAAACCAAUAUCGGACGGCUCGAAUGACGACUGUUCCUACCAGGUGGUGGUCUCCGUCAUCGACAGAGAACACCGUCGAAGCACUGCAAUCGUUUGGGCGGAGGACCUUGCCACGGGAGAAAUUCUACGCUGCGAUGUUAUACUUGAUGUGAUCGAUCAGCUGGGAGUGUUGACGACCACAAGGGAGUUGUAUUUGGAGGAAGCACCGGAAACAUUCGAACUGUGGGCGCUGGACGCUCAGGGAAAUGCUUUCACGACGCUGGAAGGAAUUGAGUUUACCUGGCGAAUUGUUUCCCACAGAUCGGCCGAGUUGCAACCGAGAGAUUGGAACCAGGUUCUAACGUUUUUGGCCUUUUCCGAGAGUUCAUUUCAUACUGUUCCAAAAGCAGUAGCAAAGCUGGAGGCCGCAGGCCUCCAGGGAUCAAUGAUUCUGCUGGUUGGAGUAAACACCGGUUCAGCCAGGGUAACGGCUACAUUGCCCUACGUGGAUUAUGUGCAUGUACCGUCAGUUGAAGUCGAUAUUAUGGUGCUCGCCAAUCUGAUUCUGAGUCCGAGUGAUGUGUACAUCAUGCCGGGGGACACCGUAAACUUCAAAGUGUUGCAGCUGAAGCAGGGCAAGUUACACGAGAUUUCGCUGAAUAGUCAGUAUUAUCUGGAGAGUGAAGACAGUGGCCUGGCCACCAUCAAAGGGAACGUUGCGAAAGGAUUGAAACAGGGGCGAACCUCGGUGCUGUUACGUGAUCAUAAUGUUCCCCAUGAUCGCAACUCGGAAGAUCCGGGUGUAAAUGAGCUGCUUCCGAAGGCGUUCAUUACGAUUGCCGAGCCAAAAAGGCUAUCGCUUAGUCUCCUUCCGCAUCACAACUGGGUCACGGUGGAGGGUGAGAGUCAUGAAAUUGCGUUGGAUUUGUUUACCGCCGAUGAUCACCAGAUUACGGUGGGUCCCAAGUAUAGCAUCCAGUCAGCCUUCGAUGAGACUUUGUUCUAUCCACUCCGGAGAACGAAUAAUGGUAGUCGGAUUGAGGGAGAAACUGUUGCGUCGGGCAGUAGUCCAGUGACUGGAACGUUUGAUGGGCUCACUGCCAAGGCGGAUCUCAUAGUGCUCAAACGGUUGACCAUCGACCCACCGGAGGUGAUAAUCCCGUACGAUCCAUCCCUGCGUCGACAGAAGGCCCAAUUCACCGCUACUGGUGGCGACGGUUGCUUCAUGUGGUCCAGCAUGGAUAAAUCACUUGUUGCCAUCGGUCAGACUGGUCUCGCCGAAAUGCGACUGGAUAGCCUCAAGGAUGGCAUCGUGUUCGGGUCCGGUGCUGAUGAGGCUCCGGCCAAAGUAGUCCAAAUUCGGGCAGCCUUGACACUCAACUCGAAAAUCUUCGUUGACGCGCACGUUAUAUUCCUACCGCCGAUCAAGCUCGAAAUCGUUCGAUACAACAUUGAAACCGUUGUGAAGGAUUACGUGCAGGUUCACGUCGCACUGUGGGCUAGAGUUAAUGGAACAAUGAAAGCGUUUACUUCCUGUGAAAAUCUUAACUUUGAAUUGGAGUUCAGCAGCCAGAUAUUUUUGCUGGAUUCAACCAAAAACAGUGCCGCUGACGUGCUGGCCGACAAAGCUUGUCGGGUGUUGCACCUAAAAGCCACGACCGUAGGACAAACAAGUUUAAAGGUCAACUACCGGUACUUCGAUAAAGUGCUAAGCGACCAUGUUAGUUUGAAUGUGUUUGAGGAGCUGGCAAUCCUGAACCCUAUCGAGAACGAAGUGGUCCUACCAAUCGGUGCGUCGCGAAAUAUGAUCUAUGAGAAUGGACCAGAGAAGAUCUACAAUUCUGAGGCGGAGCUACAAAAACGGUUGGUGUUUGACAGUAAGAACUUGGCAGUGGACCAGAUUGAAGGUGGGUUUUCAAAGGAUAAGCACAUUCUGAGAGUUCUCUGUAAGAAAAUCGGAAACUUUGAUUUGAAGCUGGAAGUUUUCAAUACCCUGAAUGCCCCAAACGUUGUUCCAUAUGUAACUGAGAUAGUAACGAAAGUUUAUUGCGUAAAGCCUCGAUUUGUGAAUCUCUUCGCCACUGAUAAAGUGAAGACCAGUUGUCCACUGGGAAGGAGGAACUCUAUGAUGCACGUAAAAUCUGACAACGAUGAUCACCUGGUUGUUGACAUCGAGGUGCUCGACGUUCAAAAUCGAAAACUCGCUAAUAUAUCAUCCCUGCUGCUGGAAUGGCAAUUCACGCUGGCCGACCGUGAGCAGGUUCUAAAUCAAGCGUCCUACGAGCAGAAAACUGAAACUGAUUUGUUCGAAGGGGUCGAGAUCCCGAGGCGGGAUUUCCUGCGGACAAAAGUCCCGGAUGUGAAGGACAAUUUCAAAAUCAAAACCACCGUGACACAAUAUCGAUCGGAGGUCCUUAAGGCGUAUUCCAUCAAACCUGAAUCGCCCCAUUUUGGCGUUCAGAAAGCAGCCAGAGAGCCAAUGGUUAAGCCGGUCAUAGAGAAUGAACUGAACUUCCUGUCCGUCAACAAAACACUCCUGCCGUAUGAGCACAUCACGCUGUUCCUAGCGCGCAGCAACGUAGAGCGUAUAAGGAUCGCUCAGGGAAGUGGGUUUUAUGACAUGAAAGUGUCGGAUUCCGGAAUCGUUAGCAUGGACUAUGAUGGUGUUACGCGUCAACUUGCCAUCACCCCCAAACGAGCUGGAGAAGUGAAGCUCGAGAUCGUCGAUCAGUGUCUGAGUACGGAAUCGAGUUAUCUGCACAUUUCGGUGGUUACCAUCGGAAGGAUUACGCUGCACGCGCCGGAUCGGGUAGAGAAGACCAAAUCCAUUGAUGCGAUAGCGCGGAUUUACGACAGCAAUGAUCGGCUGUUGGAGCUACAGUCAAACAAUUUAGAGAUCUACGAGUUGAGUCAUAAUGUUAACAAUCCGAAUUUGCUGAGUAUGGCGCUUGGGAGUCAGCUUGGUUUGGCUAUGGGCGAGAUACGGUAUACAGUGACCGGUAUGGAGCUGGGUGAUACUAAGAUAGUGGUUAAUUCUGGCUCUGGAGAGAAACAGAUUAGUAGCGCGCCCGUUCCAAUACAGGUCUUCCCACCCCUGACGUUGUUCCCGCGCAACGCCACCAUAAUCGUGGGUAGUUUCCUACAGGUGUACUCGAAGGGUGGCCCUUCGCCAGACACCAACAUUGUUUACAGCGUCCAGCAUAACGAAAUCAUAUCCAUCGAGUCCGGCGUAGCGUACGGUUUGAAGAUAGGCCGGUCGAAGAUCACCGGUCGUUGUGUGGGAACUAGUCCCACCACCGGUGCUCAAAUAGUUUUCUCCGAGGACACCAUAUACAUCCACGUGAUCCCAUUGGACGCGGUCGAGAUCAAGACUCCACUGAAUCGGAUUCGCAGUGGUGCCGUCAUGCCAGCCCAUGUAUGGGGUGUCCCGAAUAUCUCACCGAUGGUGCUUGGGACACUGGAUAUGGUUAAAAUAUACUGGUCCACUGAUCAUGAGGAUGUGUUGGAUGUGCGGGGGGUGUUCCAGGAAGCUGGUAUUCAGUACACAGAGAAGGACGCAAUUGGAGUUCGCGUGAAGACGCUAGCCCCUGGGAAGGCCAAUCUGUACGUCACACUGGUGACGGCGAGUGGGCAGAAGUUGACUGCCCGAAGCGAGAUAACGGUGUUCCGCGUACUCGAGCUGGAAUCACCGAAGGUUAUUCGGUAUGAUUCGAUAUUGGUUCCUCCGAGAAGCAGCGUUCAGCUGAAAUCAAAUUUGGAUGAUACUGUUUUCCAACUGGAGGAGGGUAGCACCUCGAUGGUAAAAAUUUCCAAGGAGGGAUUGCUGAAGAGUGAGGAUGCUCUUGGGCGGGUGCAGAUUGUUGCCUCGUCGUUUGACCAAUCGCUUACGAUCCCUGCUGAAGUCAAGAACAUUCAUUACAUUUUGACUUCUCUCGAAGCAUCCAAUGUGAAGCUACGACAUCCGGACCGUGUCAUACCGCAAGGAAUAAACAUACGGUUAAAGGUGUCCUUCCAUGACAAUUUGGGAAAUGAGUUUUCCAACGGGAUCGAAGAGAUCGGUGCCCUGAAGCAUAAGCUAUCUACCAAGGGUAAUGUGUUGAUCACAUCUGGCGCUAACUAUUCUCUUGGUUUGGAACUGAUUCGGGAGACGUCCGAUAUGCUGUUGAUCUCGCUGAAGGAUAAAACAGGCGUCAAAUACGGCGAUGAUUACAUCAAGCUGGUAGUUGGUAAACCCUCUACAGUGUUCCUGGAUGAAACUGUAUUCUCGGUGGGCGAUAUCAUUUGUUUCGAGUCACCUUUGCUCGGAUCGAUUUCCGAUUGGCACAGUUCGGAUAACAACCUCGUCCGAAUCCAUCCUGUCCGUGGGGUUGCACACGUUGUGUCCUCGCGACGGGGAUCUACUGGGGGAGAUGGAAAAGUCUACAUCUCACACGGAGAUCGACGAUCCGGUGGUCUGCAUUUCGCAAUUGAUGUGCUAGAAGCGGAUGAAAUCGGAUUUAUCCGAACGUAUGAUGUUUUCAAUGGUGAAAAAUAUCGCGCUCACUUGGUGCUUAAGAAUCAUCUACAAGUGACUAAACUUGCAAAUGUUAUUGGCCAAAAUGUAUCGACUUGUAGCGAGUUUGUUGGGCACACUCUCUCUGAUCUCUUCAGCUGCAAACUGCUUCCAAAACAGGAUUCCACUUCUAGUAUUUUGAAACAUUUCAAAGCGGUUCCCAGCUUUGAUCCCGCCAUCGGGGCCUACACAUGCGAUGUCGAAACCGUUACCAGCAUCGAAGAAAUUGCCAACUUGGUGAAAUCCAGCGAUGUUACCAUCGAACUGGAAGCUCGCCUUUCCGGGGGAAGUUCCAGUGAUUCGAUGACCAUGAAAAUAGUUCCGGCUUUUAUUGUGGAACCCGAUGCGAUCUCCAUCGAACAAAUUGGAUCGCAAGCGAUCACAGUCAGUGGCAUUGAUAGCGUUCUGAAGGGCUUGGAAAUCAAAUCAUCGAAUCCCUCCGUGUUGGAGGUAUCCAUGUCACAAAAGGAUCUCGGAUCGGCUCAAUAUCAGCUGCGACUAUUGAAAUCCUACUCAGUGGAUUCGAGCGAAGAGCUGUUCGUAAGUGUGAUUUCGAAACUAACGCAGCAAAACGUGAAGGUUCCAGUUCAAUCACCUCUGGUGAUGAGAAAGUGCGCUAGUCAGCCAUUUUAUAGUAUGCCAAAUAUGUUCCUAAACUACGUGAGCCAGUUUGGGUUGAUGAUUUCGGCCCUUAUCGUGCUAGCUGCAACGGUUUGGGUAUUCGUGUUUUGUUUUCCACAGCGUCAGAAAACAGCCGAUCCCAACGCAACGUUGAUAUAUUCACCUUUCAAGAGUGACAACACUUUAUCGUCGUACAACAAUGCGACGCGACUGAAUGGCAGCCCGUUCGUCAGUCCCAUGGACAAGCGAACAGGUGCUCAUAUGGCGCCUUUGUCCCCAUAUGGCGGUGCAGGCAAUCUAAGUCACAACACGACCCCACUGUCACCUUCGGAUUUCAAUGCUAGCUCCAGCGGAAGCCCGGGAUCGGGAUCACCGAUCUACGGUGACAGCACCCUGAUGUCACCCCAGAAACGAAUCCAUCGGCGUCAGCUGUGAAUUGCUGCGACUCCGUCAUCAGUAGGUAAAACAUAACCUAUAUACAUACUCCUCUGCCACGGGAACAGACGGGUGGACUUGUUGAGAUUUUAGUAGAAAAUGUGUCUGAGAAACAAACAUAUACAUGUGAGUGACCGAUAGUUUAAGUUAUGUGAGGCAAAGCGGUACUGAAUUCUUACACUAUAAGCGCAGGUUGGGAUUACGAGGAGGUUACUGAACAAACGAUGCUUUGUUUACUGUUGUUCCUAUGAGGGGAAAGGGGAGUUUGCGUAUUUAUUUUAGUAGAGGAAGAGAGUUGCCUAAACGAACCCAGAAUAUGCAGCACUUGGCUAAUUUCGCAUUCAAAUUACUUCCAUUUCAUUAUACUUUGUUCAUUCGAGGAUUGUAUCUGUCGUAUGUAAAUUACAUUCUUAAUUUAAAUCAUUUUUCCUUCUUCCACUUUCUUUUACUGCCGACCGUGGUGAAGAGAUGAGGGGCUGCUUUCUUAUGAUGAUUUGCCUGAAACGGCUUCCAAUUGUAGUUUUCUCUUGAGGUUCAUUCGUUUCGGGACAAAGUUUAUAUUUUAUUUUAUUCACUGGCGACACAUACGGAAUAGCUUAUCAGAUUUUGCAAAAUAUUACACUGUGCACAGAUAGGAUCGAGAUUGAUAGCGCAAUUAGGGCGAGGAUAACCGAAAUAAAAUAUAUUCCCAUUGGUCGUUGUUGUCCUUGGUGAGCUCGAACGAGAUGCUUGAUUUGCAUUUUGAGCGGUUUAGGAUCUUCAGGUAGGGACAGCCAAACAAAUUUCAUUGAUGGAAGACAGCUGAGGUUAGUUUAUUUUUGUUUUAACUAAAAUGACAGUUACAAAACGUUGGGUGUCUCAUAAAACCAGUGGAGCAUAUGAAUUAAUCCUGAACUAACAAUGUACCUCCAUACAUUACUUUACCAACGAAUGUGUUCUUAACGAGUCUUAAGAUUAUUAGUGUUAAAUAAAACUUUCGAUAUUAAAGUACUCUGAUGAAUUGUAUAU